ACGCAAACUUAUAAAAGUAAAAAAAUAUAUUUUUUUCAUCAUUCAGUUAGUUAUCGGUCAACAGGACAUCAUCAAGUCGACUGUACCAAAAUGAAGUUUUUGAUGGUUUUAGUCGCCGCCUUGGCUGUGGCAUCCUCAGACAGCGCCGACCAGGCAGCCGAAAUCGUCAAAUUUGAGAAUGACGCCCAACCUGAUGGCUCCUACAAAUUUUCAUUCGAGACCAGCAAUGGCAUAGCCGUGGGCGGGCAAGGAGAACCCCGUAAUUUCGGUGGUAACCCUCCAGUAGUCCCAGUGGUUAGCCAGGGCUACUACAGCUUCUACACUCCAGACGGUCAAGCUAACAGCAUCUCUUACAUUGCCGAUGAGAACGGCUACCAGGCAUCGGGUUCGGGUAUCCCCACGCCUCCCCCCACACCGCCAGCAAUCUUGAAGGCCCUGGAUUACCUCGCUAGAAGCGGCCAGCUGAAGAAACAAUUCAAAAUGAAAUUCGCUAUUGUUGUAUUGGCCUGCGUGGUAGCUGCGGCGAACGCCCAGUUUCGUAACCCAGGACGUCCCUUCGCCAGCGCCUUCGGUUCUGCCCAGAAAGCCAGCCCCUUCCGCUACCAGCCCUCUCCCCCACCUGUCCCUGUCGCCGCCCCCGCCUACAACCCAGUCCGCGCCGUCGUCAACCAAGACGCCAGGAACGCCAACAUCCUGAAGUCCGGAAACGACAUCAACCCUGACGGCAGCUACAGCUACUUCUACGAGACUGACAACGGUAUCGCCGCCCAAGAGCAGGGAACUCCCCGCAACUUCGGAGGAAACCCCCCAGUCGUGCCUGAUGUAGCCCAGGGAUCCUUCUCUUGGACCUCCCCCGAGGGUGAGGUGGUCUCCAUCUCCUACGUCGCCGACGAGAACGGAUACCAGCCUCAGGGAGCCCACAUCCCCACCCCUCCCCCAGUGCCCGCCCAGAUCGCUCGCGCCCUCGAGUACAUCGCCAAAAACGCGCCCAGGCAGUAAACCACCCAUCGAAUAAUUGACACGUGAUUGUGGUCACCGUCGUGCAAUAUUGUGAUAAUUCUGUUAAAUUUUAAACCACUCAUUAUAUGUA
Ostrinia furnacalis (Asian corn borer) is the source of this 1090-nucleotide messenger RNA. It is a transcript of the gene CPR38, whose product is annotated as cuticular protein RR-1 motif 38. Lineage: Eukaryota; Metazoa; Arthropoda; Insecta; Lepidoptera; Crambidae. The transcript has 8 exons. Gene Ontology annotation, cellular component: chitin-based extracellular matrix. Gene Ontology annotation, molecular function: structural constituent of chitin-based larval cuticle. The record is from RefSeq and is a predicted model, not a curated record. Bases 91 to 999 code for a protein of 302 amino acids.